CGCAGGCACUACGGUGGUACUUUGCGAAUAUACUCAGACACUGCAAAAGUAACUUAGGAAGAUAUUCAGAUACUGCAAAAGUAACCUGGGAAAAUAUUCAGACACUGCAGGAAUAACUUAGGAAGAUAUUCAGCCACUGUAGUCGUAACUCGAAUAUCCAAAAUUAUGAAAGUGUCUUGAAAUGUCUCUCUUGAAAGAAUUCAAGUCAUUUGGUAGGAUAAAAUACUGAAGUAGGAAGGAAGUUCCAGACUUUACCAGUAAAAGGGGAUAACAGAUUAACUAAUACUCAAUAAGGAAGAUCAGAAGAUUGCCAGUAGAACGUCUCCGGCGGAACCUAUACUAGUGCUCAGCAUAUAAGAUUAUGAAAUUCGAGGUUUAAGAGUCUUCCUGUUAAGUUCCUAGGUUCAUAUGUGUUUCAUAUGUGUUUCGGUGAAGAAGAAAUGAGAUCUAGUUGAGGAAAGGUGAUGUUCCACAGAUUAAGAAUUAGAUCUUAAGGUCGUGAAUGUUGCAGAAUUUAAUACAGAAAAAUUUGAGAUGGGUGUCAAGACACUUUUUGUCGUUACCAGAAGAGCAGUCCAUCCUGGGAACACUUUUGGCUCUCUUCCCAAACACAGACUCCAAGGCUGGUGUUGGAGUCGGCUAUUUCAAUUUUCAUCUUUGAGUGAAAGAUGUAGUACAUGUUUUAUAUAUAAUGUAAUGUAUGAAAGAAAAGAGCUUGUGUUGUGAAACACAAAGGGAAAUGUUCAUGAAGGUUACAGCUGUAUUAGAUGCAGGUUAAAAGAAUUCACCAAGACCAGUGCUUAUAUGACCUCGCUUAGAAAUGGACACGUGCCGUUUCGGCAAGGGUCCAUUUCCUUUUCUCCCUACACCAUUUAGUGAUCCCCUAAUCUCUUAAUAAACGCAGGGUACGAUCUGGAACUAAAGCUAGAUAAGUAAUACAUAAGAUAUCUACAGGGUGUAACACAAGUUUGUGCGGAUAUUGCCAGAGGGUGAAAGUACAGGUUAUUCUAAGUGGAAAAUGUUCUAUACUCAUGUGCAUUUUGAGGCCUUUUUGCCCGUGGUAUGCAUUUCAAGUGUGGCCUGGCGACAGAUACAGUGGCCAAGCCAGGCGGUUAUCCAAGGCAGGACGUUUAGACCUGUAUGUCCGUUUGUAAAAUUAAGAAUAAUUCAGUCAUGAUUUCCACAAGUUUUGGAGCUUUACAGUAUAUCAAGACGAGACGAGUGACAACAACCGACCGAUGAUACGAAAUUCAAGUGUGGCCGCGUGACAACAGGCAGCCAGCUUCAACAACAUGGACGGAAAACUUUCGCCAGAAGAGGGCAAGAAGAGGGAGGAGAGCAAGGAAGGGUACAUAACAAGAUGGAAGAGUGUUAUUCCUUGCCCUCCUGUGCCAGACACAAACCUUGCUUCUUUCCUUUUGAGAGAGAUGGCCAACCAUGGAGGAAAGCAGGCAUUGGUCGACGCCGUCACUGGACAGCACUACACCUACAGCGACAUAUGUGCGAUGGUGCCGCGCGUGUGUGCCAACCUUGCCGCGGCGGGCGUGAGUGCCGGGGAUGCGGUGCUGCUCGUCUCCCCAAAUGGCAUAGAAUUCCCCAUAGCCCAGUUGGCUAUCCAGCUCCUCCCCGCCACCUGUGUGGCAGCAAGCCCCUUUCUCUCUCCAGACGAGCUGGUCCACGUGAUGAGGGUGGGUAUGGCGCGCUGGGCUGUGGUGGACGAGAGUGUGUUGGGAGUGAUUGAAAAGGUCACUACCAUGCUCCCCAACACCCUAAGAGAAAUAUGGGUGAUAGGUUCCUCCUCCAAAAGCCAUCCUUCCUUCUAUUCACUCAUGAAGACGGAAAGAUGGGCUGCCUGGCCACCGCAAGUAGAGAACUCUUCCUUCAACCCAGCAAGGGAGGUGGCCUUGAUGCAGUUUUCCUCAGGGACAACAGGUCUCACCAAAGGUGUAAUGCUGUCUCAUCGCAACUUGCUCACACUCUACAUGCAAGUCAAAUAUUUUGUGGAGGAUGUGGACAAUAAAAAGAAGGCCAGUGGUGAACCUGACUCUGAAGCAGAUAUAUUGAGCAGGGUGCUUCUGUUCAUCCCUCUACACCACAACUAUGCCACUGUUAUGUUUAAUUUUGUUGUCACUGUUGGCGGUUGUUGUGUGAUGAUGAAAACGUUCUCCCCACAUUCCUUUUUCAACGCGCUGCAAAAAUAUAAGAUUACGUAUGCGCCUAUUGUGCCGCACAUCGCCAACUUCCUGCUCCACACACCCUUGCUGAAGGAAUACGACAUCACCUCCCUCAAGUCGCUGAUUAGUGCAUCAGCCCCGCUUCCACUCUCGACUAAACAGGCCCUCACAACAAGGAUGGGCUGUGCCAUGAGACAAGGUUACGGGCUUACUGAGACCUGCGCUGCCGUCGCCUUCACCAUCCCACAUGUUUAUUCCAAGAUGGGUUCAGUGGGACGUGUGAUGCCCUACCUGGAGGUGAAGAUCGUGGCUCCAGAAAGUAGUAAGGGACUCCCGCCAGGGAAGGAGGGGGAGGUGUGGGUGAGGAGCCCAGCGAUAAUGCUGGGGUACGCCAACGUCCCCGGAAGACCCGCCUCCCCACCGGCACUGAAGGAAGGGGGAUGGCUGCCCACGGGAGACCUCGGCCACUGUGAUCAUGAAGGUUUUCUUUUCAUCACCGACAGGACCAAGGACAUCAUCAAAGUGAAGGGCUUCCAGGUGUCCCCCAGAGAACUGGAGGAUGUGCUACGAAGGGUGGAGGGGGUGAGAGAAGUGGCGGUGAUAGGGGUGCCGUCCCCCCGCCUGGGUGAAGCCCCUCGAGCCUAUGUGGUGCCCCUCCCUGGGGAGGCGACUCCCUCCUCACAGGCCUUGAAGGAUUAUGUGGCAUCGCGCCUGCCGCCACACAAGCACCUAGCUGGCGGCGUGCAGGUGGUGGACGCCAUCCCCAAGAACUCCAUUGGCAAGAUACUCAAGAGGCGCCUUCGCGACGAGUACCUCAGGGCUGAGGCGGCCAAGAAGACUGCUGGUCCGCCCUCCAAACUGUGACGCCUCACUCUGGUGGAGGUGGAGCUUGAAGUGUGUACUGGUAGCACUUUUUCUCCCGAGGAAUAACCCGUUUAGGUCACCAGACUUCAACCUGCCCUUAUCCCAGAAGUUGAGAAUGACCUUUCAAUACGGCCGGACGAUUUCGCUGUGUGUCAUCUCCUUUUGUACAUAAUUUUUGAAAGUACACAUACCUUGGGUAUAA
Molecule: messenger RNA, 3240 nt
Organism: Scylla paramamosain (green mud crab)
Lineage: Eukaryota; Metazoa; Arthropoda; Malacostraca; Decapoda; Portunidae
Exons: 11
Coding region: 1293-3038 (581 amino acids)
Molecular function (GO): CoA-ligase activity
Source: RefSeq, a predicted model, not a curated record